AAAAAAAAUGUCAUUAACAGAGCUUGAACUUCCUGGGUUCCGUUUUCAUCCCACUGAAGAAGAACUUAUCAAUUUUUACCUCAAAAGAAUUAUCAAUGAUGAUAAAAUCGAUUCUAAUACCAUUGGUUUUCUCAACAUAUAUCUCUAUGAUCCUUGGGAGUUACCUGGGAUGGCAAGAAUAGGGGAAAGAGAGUGGUAUUUUUUUGUACCAAUAAACAGGAAACAUGGUCCUAAAGGGAGGCCCAAUAGAACAACAAGAAAUGGUUUUUGGAAGGCAACUGGUUCUGAUCGUCAAAUUCGUUCUUCAUUAGAACCAAAAAAAGCCAUUGGUCUUAAGAAAACUUUGGUUUUCUAUGGUGGAAGGGCACCUAAAGGCACCAGAACAGAUUGGGUCAUGAAUGAGUACAGACUUCCUCAUGGACAUAAGGAUCAUGACAUAGUACUCUGCAAAGUGUAUAGAAAGGCAACCUCCUUUAAAGUAUUGGAGGAAAGGGCAAUGAUUGAAGAAGAUGCAGCAAAAACAUAUUUGGCAUCAGCUCCUCAUGAUGAAUCACAGGACAUGCUUGCUUCUUUGGAAUCAUCAUCAUCAAAAAAUGACAUGUAUUUCAAAAGUUGUGAAGAAGAAAAUCACGAAUUGUUAGGAUCAAAUGCAUUUGUGGAACCACCCAAAUUUAGCAUUGACUCAUUGUCAAGUCCUCUUUGGAGUACAGGGCAAGACUCGUGGACUCUAUUUUCUUUGUCCUGA
Messenger RNA from Solanum verrucosum, 745 nucleotides. Its product is annotated as NAC domain-containing protein 6-like. Gene Ontology annotation, molecular function: DNA binding. Bases 8 to 745 code for a protein of 245 amino acids. The record is from RefSeq and is a predicted model, not a curated record. The transcript has 3 exons. Gene Ontology annotation, biological process: regulation of DNA-templated transcription. Lineage: Eukaryota; Viridiplantae; Streptophyta; Magnoliopsida; Solanales; Solanaceae.